Messenger RNA from Armigeres subalbatus, 1153 nucleotides. RefSeq lists its product as uncharacterized. The transcript has 2 exons. Bases 112 to 726 code for a protein of 204 amino acids. Lineage: Eukaryota; Metazoa; Arthropoda; Insecta; Diptera; Culicidae. The record is from RefSeq and is a predicted model, not a curated record.
CCCGCACAAAUUUGGUCUGGAAUUAGGUCAAAUUAAAUGUUUGAAAUUGUACUUUUUCGAUUUCAUUCACAAAAAAAAUCAUCUUUUGUCAAAAAUUAAAUAUAAUCAGGCAUGGGCUGUUUCGGAGGCAACAAGUCUACUAAGAAAACUCCUUCCCCUACUCAAAAUAAGCAAUGCCAAAAAAAGCCAUGGUCCAAAGAUGAAUGGAAAGUACACGGUCGGUAUUUCUCCCAACUUUCUACACCAAAAAAGAAUUAUGCCGAGGAAAAACUAUAUAACACUCCGAAACAACAAAAAGUGCCUCUAAGCAUUUUGAAGCAUCGAGUGGAGAAAUUGUCCAAACCGAAAACAAUAACCGUCGCCAAGCACGACUGCCCAUUGGCUCCCAACAAAUGUCAUUGCCACAUCGCCGAUCCCAUCCGAAAGGUGCCAAACCAGGCCAAAAACUAUGUCCCCACUCAUCGAAUCAACGCGCUGAGCCAACCCAAGUUGGACUAUCAGGAAGUGAUUCGCUGUUUUCCGAUGCAACGGGUAAUGUGUCUCAACAAGAGUAUCCUAACGCCCCGUUCCAGCUACCGAGUCAAGAAACUCGCCAUGCCAAAGUAUCAGUACCUGUGUACGCCCGAUACCAAUCCGUUCGGUGUGAAACCGGAAGCCCUGGUUGCCAGGGCCACUCCCCGCACGGUGAUGCUGGCCCAGCCGAAAAGUUUCUCUUGGACGAAUUGAACGUGACACCAAGCGUGCUAAUUUACAUGGGAAAGGAUUGUAGAACGCUCGUUGAAUAAAUCACCCUGGAACUCCUUGUGCUCUCAUGAAGCAAAAUGAUUGUGUUUACUAUGCAAAGAAUCUCUUCUAUGUUCCAGAUUAAAUUUUUACCCCGUUGCGAGUGCUGCACUCAAAACUUUGCUUGACAACUUCCGGGUUAAACUCAUUAUACUGCUACCCGGCACUACACUUUUAAUCAUAGCUUGAACAAGUUGGUAGAACGAGCAAGAAUGAAUGAUGUAAUGAAACUUAAUUCCAGUGGAAAACAAUCCACAAUCCAUAAAGUCUACAAUCGUUAAACUUUGAACAGUGGAAAAUCAACAACAAACUUCAUGAAGGGCAUUGGGUAGUUAGUUUAUCGCUUUUAUUUUGGGGAUGGAGCGACAAU